AUGCUGAAUGCAGUCACUUGGCAAGAAAUUCUUCGCCAACUGAUGGCUAAAGAUCUUGGUAUUGACACGUCUCUCGGUCGCGUGGAACCUUUGGUUGGCUGUGAGAUUGUUCGACAGACGCUGUACAUGCAGAACAACUCAGGCCCGUUCAACGCCCCUGUUGAUACGUCAUUAAAGGGUCUAGAAGAUUACGCGCAAGCUAUCAAGAACCCCAUGGACCUAGGCACUAUCGAAAAGGAGAUCGAUUCGGGAGGCUACGAGGGACCUGAUGGAUACGAAAAGUUCGCGCAGGAUAUUCGAUUGGUGUGGGACAACGCUGUACUAUACAACGGCGAAGAAUCGGACGUGGGUCGCGCUGCUUUAGCCCUGUCGGAUGUGUUUGAGCAAGACUACGAGCGCUUUGUGGUUGGACGGGUUCGAGCGAACCAAAGCCGUAUUGAAGGCUGCAAAAAGGCAGAACAAAUGCUUCACGACCCGUCCGCAGAAGAGCUGAAAUCCUUUCGAUACAACGACGUUGUGUAUGGCUUGUACUGCUCGGAGUUCCACAAGCUUCCAACGGCGUACAAGAUUGGUGCUCUCUCAUGGAUUUGCUCGGAAUUCCUGACAUUAUCUAGCAUUCGAACCUACAUGGCAUCUCAGGUAGAUCAGGAGAUGUUGAUUUACAAGAAUCACCGGAAACGAGCAGCUGAUUUGGAUUCUCGGAGAAAACACUCGGACAAGAUGCGGCGCGAAAGAGAUAAUGCUUUUAGAAGGGACUGUGCUAACCAAGGUAUCCAUCCCAACUCGCACAACGUUUUCUCGGAGGGCAUUAAGCGGCGACAUGAGUUCAUUGGCAAGUUUUUUGAGGACCUGCAGGCGGAGAAAAUCGAAGAUGAGAAGAACUUGGAGCAAGAGAAAAAGGCGCAGGCCGAGGAAAUGGCGAGUGAAUUGAGCUCGGUUGUUAUUCGUGAGUCUCCUUUGGGAAAAGACAGGUACCACAACUCGUAUUAUAUGUUCAAGCACGAUUCCAAGCCUCGGUUGUUUAUUGAGCGUGAAGACUCGGGAGACUUCGUGGUCUGCAGCACUAAAGCCGACAUUACGACAAUUAUGGAAUGGCUGAAUCCGAAAGGUGUGCGGGAAAUGGACUUGUUAACCAAGCUACAGGAAGUUAAAGACAAGCUGUGUAAUGGCAUCGAGGAAGAAGACAAACCAGAUGGUGAUAGUGCAGCAGGAAUUGUGUGGACUACAAAGGGUGGAAUCGAGCUUCAAAUGUUCCCUCUUCCUGGUGGUGCGAUACAAAGUGAGGUUAUGACCAUCACGGAUGAAGACAAGGUCAUUAAGGCACACGAUGUUGCUCGCAGAAUGCUGCUAUGCUUGAAGCAACACCUUGGAAAUGCUAGUACGUUGUCUGCUUCGUGGGAAGGCGCGGACACAUGGAGUGCUCGUGUGGAAGAAGCAAAAUUAUUCAAAGAGCAACUUGACUUGUUUGCUGAGCUAGAAAAUGCUGCGGUAGCAGCCUUACAUUCGGGAGUGGAAACAAUCCGACCGUCGUGGCAACGAAAGCGACACGAGUGGCGAUUGGCACUGGAGGGUUCUUGUACGUACGCUCAGCUAGUAUUUUUGCUGCAUUUGCUGUUAGAAGAGUUUCUUAACGUCGAAGCUUUUAUGGACCUACACAUCCGGUUGGAUCGACGGGAUUGGCUCAAGUUGCGACCCAAGGAAACUCGCAACUUUAUUCCUGAGGUCGGAAAAACUGUCGUAUACUUCGGGGAUGGCCAUGCUCUUGCGUUGAAAGAAGACGAGAAGUCGAAAAGAAAGCGUUUCACACAGAAGAGUGACACUCCUGUCCGUAACGCGACUAUGAUCUGCACCGUGGAGAAAGUGUCGUAUCAUCAUGGUGGAGGAGACCCGUACGCACUGGCGGUGUUGAAACCGAAUUCGGAUAUGGCACAGCACGAAUGCAUUCGCCAACCUGGAACUCUUCUAUGCUCUCUGCCGUCGCGAGAUCAAAGGCUUGCGCGAGUCUUUUUGCGAGUGAUGGCUAAGCUGAAGAUGCUAGCCGAUGCUGGUCCGUUCCUAGAGCCAGUGUCCAAUCGGGAGUUCCCGCAAUACAAGGAGAUCAUUUUGCAUCCGAUGGAUCUUGGAAAAAUGACCACAAAGGCAAGCAAGCUGGAGUACAAGAGUGCAGCGGAGUUUAUGACCGACCUGAGACUCAUGCGUGACAACUGCCAGCUCUUUUGUGAAGGUCGCUUCCCAACUUUGCCCCCGUUGGCCCACAAUUUGGUGUAUGUAGCGGACGGUCAACUAAAGAAGUGGGCCAAGGAGAUUCGAGCAUGCGAGGGAGGCUCAAGUGAGCUGAAGACGGAUAUGUUGUCUCAAGAGAAGAAGGUCAAGCAAGACGAAUUAGAGCCGGACAAGUUGACACCAGCUGGGUUGCCAACUUGUUCGAUAGUGACGAUCUUGCGCCUCGAAAACCGAUUGCCAGAAUACGUUGUGGAUAUCACUCGAUACUCGUGGGCUGUGAAUCGUACGUGGCAUUGUGGAGAGAAAUUCCGCAUGUUGUUCCGCAACCCUCAAGGACACCCAGGUGAAUACUACGAAGGUGUGACUGCAGGUUCCUUACCGUUCGAUGAGCAUGGCUUGCUACCAUGGGAGUCGCUACGCAUUACCUGGGACGAAGAUGAUGGAUCGGAUGACAACCGUAUUAACCCAUGGGAGGCGGAGUUUCCUCGAGAUGGAAAUCGGGCGUAGAUAGAGAUGGGUGCUUCCAGAUUCCCGAUUGCGCGUGGGCAUAAGUGCUGAUAUGACAACACUUUAUCGAUGCAGUUUGUGUAUGACCUCUGGCAAAAUGGAUAUGAUGAUUGAGCGGAGACAGAAACUUGAUCGGGGCAUGUUGCAACUCGAACUCACGAUACCGAUACUUUUCUUGCCCAAUUGCGCUGUCAUUCAAGUCAUGAACG
Messenger RNA from Phytophthora infestans T30-4, 2939 nucleotides. RefSeq lists its product as uncharacterized. NCBI's taxonomy places the organism in Eukaryota, Oomycota, Peronosporomycetes, Peronosporales, Peronosporaceae. The record is from RefSeq and is a predicted model, not a curated record. The transcript has 2 exons. Bases 1 to 2730 code for a protein of 909 amino acids. Gene Ontology annotation, biological process: chromatin remodeling. Gene Ontology annotation, molecular function: protein binding.